Penicillium paradoxum is the source of this 906-nucleotide messenger RNA. RefSeq names its product NAD-dependent epimerase/dehydratase family protein. Lineage: Eukaryota; Fungi; Ascomycota; Eurotiomycetes; Eurotiales; Aspergillaceae. The transcript has a single exon. Bases 1 to 906 code for a protein of 301 amino acids. The record is from RefSeq and is a predicted model, not a curated record.
AUGGGGAAACGCAUUGUGAUCACUGGUGGCUCUGGCAAAGCUGGGCAGCACAUUAUCAGAUAUCUUCUCGAAAAAGGCCAUGAUAUCCUCAACCUUGACCUCGUUCCUCUUCCCGUUGAGCUUGGAGAGCGAGUCCACACCAUGCGUGUGGACUUGACAAACAGCGGACAGGUAUAUAGCGCACUAGGGUCACAUUUCCACUUGACAGAGCCAUUUCGUGAGCCGCUCGGGUUGGUUCCCGAUGCAGUAAUCCACAUGGCUGGGUACUCGCGCAACAUGAUUGUUCCAGACGAAGAAACCUUCCGGGGCAACACUUUAGCAGCAUAUAAUAUCAUUGAAGGUGCCUCGCGGCUUGGCAUUAAGAAGAUCGUCAUCGCCAGCUCCAUCACUGUCUACGGGGUGACUUAUGCAGAGGGAGACGUGGAUUAUCUCUCCUUCCCUGUCGAGGAAACCGACGAUGCAAACCCAAUGGAUACCUACGCUAUCUCGAAAGUGUGCAGCGAGCGCGUUGCGCGCGGAUUCGCCCGCCGCUAUGGAAGCGACAUCUAUAUCCUGCGUAUUGGACGCAUUGUUGCCCCCGAAGAAUACCAAGAAUCCAUGUUCCGCUCGUAUAUUGUGGAACCCGAGCAAUGGGCACCGCAUGGCUGGGCGUACGUCGAUGCUCGAGAUCUUGGGCAGAUGUGUGAUCUUGCAGUCCAGAAGGACGGGCUCGGGUUCCAGAUCUUCAAUGCGGUCAAUGACGAAAUUACGAAUUACGAGAAUACCGCUGAGUUUCUUGCGCGGGUUUGCCCCAAAGUCCCGAUUACGCGAGAGUUGGGGGCCAGAGAGGCCCCAAUCAGCAACCGCAAAAUCAAAGAUCUGCUUGGAUUCCGGGAGGAGCAUCACUGGAUGAAGUAUUGUGGAUGA